Molecule: messenger RNA, 2532 nt
Organism: Orycteropus afer afer
Lineage: Eukaryota; Metazoa; Chordata; Mammalia; Tubulidentata; Orycteropodidae
Gene: CLK4
Product: CDC like kinase 4
Biological process (GO): regulation of RNA splicing; protein phosphorylation
Cellular component (GO): nucleus
Molecular function (GO): ATP binding; protein tyrosine kinase activity
Source: RefSeq, a predicted model, not a curated record
GGCGCUACCGCCAUUUUGUGGGGUGUUUGUCGCAGAGACUGGAGAGCGAAGGAGGUGUUUUGGCGACAUUUCUCUCCCAAAGGGUCUUUUUGCCUUUGCAGAGAUGCGGCAUUCCAAACGCACUCGCUGCCCUGAUUGGGAUAGUGGAGAAAGCUGGGGCCAUGAAAGCUACAGUGGAAGUCACAAACGGAAGAGGAGGUCUCACAGUAGCACACAAGAGAACAGGCAUUGUAAACCGCAUUCUCAAUUUAAAGAAUCUGAUGGUCGUCAUUUAGAAGCAAGGUCUUUGAAUGAGAGAGAUUAUCGGGACCGAAGGUACAUUGAUGAAUACAGAAAUGAAUACUGUGAAGGAUAUGUUCCUAGGCAUUAUCACAGAGACAUUGAAAGCAGUUACCGAAUGCACUGCAGUAAAUCUUCAGGCCACAGCAGGAGAAGCAGUCCUAAAAGGAAGCGUAAUAGACACUGCUCAAGUCAUCAGUCACAUUCGAAGAGCCACCGAAGGAAAAGAUCCAGGAGUAUAGAGGAUGAUGAGGAGGGUCACCUGAUCUGUCAAAGUGGAGACGUUCUAAGAGCAAGAUAUGAAAUCGUGGCUACUUUGGGUGAAGGGGCUUUUGGCAAAGUUGUAGAGUGCAUUGAUCAUGGCAUGGAUGGCAUGCAUGUAGCAGUGAAAAUUGUAAAAAAUGUUGGUCGAUACCGUGAAGCAGCUCGUUCAGAAAUUCAAGUAUUGGAGCAUUUAAAUAGUACUGAUCCCAAUAGUAUCUUCCGAUGUGUCCAGAUGCUGGAAUGGUUUGAUCAUCAUGGACAUGUUUGUAUUGUGUUUGAAUUGCUGGGACUUAGUACCUAUGAUUUCAUUAAAGAAAACAGCUUUCUGCCAUUUCAGAUUGACCACAUCAGGCAGAUGGCAUACCAGAUCUGCCAGUCAAUAAAUUUUUUGCAUCAUAAUAAAUUAACCCAUACAGAUCUGAAGCCUGAAAAUAUUUUAUUUGUGAAGUCUGACUAUGUAGUCAAAUAUAAUUCUAAAAUGAAACGUGAUGAACGCACACUGAAAAACACAGAUAUCAAAGUUGUUGACUUUGGAAGUGCAACAUACGAUGAUGAACAUCAUAGUACUUUGGUGUCUACACGACAUUAUAGAGCUCCAGAGGUCAUCUUGGCUUUAGGUUGGUCUCAGCCUUGUGACGUUUGGAGCAUAGGUUGCAUUCUCAUUGAAUAUUACCUUGGCUUCACAGUCUUUCAGACUCACGAUAGUAAAGAGCACCUAGCAAUGAUGGAACGAAUAUUAGGACCCAUACCAACACACAUGAUUCAGAAAACAAGGAAACGCAAGUAUUUUCACCAUAACCAACUGGAUUGGGAUGAACAUAGUUCUGCUGGUAGAUAUGUUAGGAGACGCUGCAAACCAUUAAAGGAAUUUAUGCUUUGUCAUGAUGAAGAGCAUGAGAAACUAUUUGAUCUGGUUCGAAGAAUGUUAGAAUAUGAUCCAACUAAAAGAAUUACCUUGGAUGAAGCAUUGCAGCAUCCUUUCUUUGACUUAUUAAAAAAGAAAUGAAAUGGAAAUCAGUGGUUUUACUAUAUACUUCUCUAGAAGAGAUCACUUAAGACUGUGUCAGUCGACUAAACAUUCUAAUAUUUUUGUAAACAUUAAAUUAUUUUGUACAGUUAAGUGUAAAUACUGUAUGUUUUGUAUCAAUAGCAUAAUUAUCUUGUUACGCAGAUACGGUCUUGGUAAUGAAUGAAAUAUAUAAAAGUUAAAAAUUAAUUUUCUUUUUUGAGCUUAACUAUCAUUUUUAAAGACUUUUGGAAUAUACUUUGUGUUCAGUGAUAAAUGUGAUUGCUCUUGCCUUUUGUAUGUGGAGGUUGACUCUUUAAAGUGAUUUUUUUGAGUAAAAGGAGAUCUUGACUACUUUGUUCUUAAGUGAAUAUUUUUUAUAAGCCUCAAAUGUAGAACUUUUUAACUUUAAAAGUCUUUCCUGUAAUUGUUGAGCAGAUAGUAAGUAUUAUUAACUCUAGGUGGUACACAAGCAGGUAUUGGAAACCAAAAUCCAUAGGAAAAUGCCUGCUGUGGGGAAUGUUAUUAAAUUGUAAGUACUGUAUUCUUUCUCAUUGGGUGAUACUAGUGGUGAUGAGUAUACAUUAAAAAGGUGUCCAGUUUGUCUACCUUGAUUUUAAUAAAACUACAUGCAAACUUCAUUUAAGAGUAAAGUCAAACUGGAAAGUCAGAUUUGAGAAUCGUAUUUGCUAAGGGCUGUUGGAUGAGUUGCAAGCAUAUAAAUAGUGAUUCUUAUGACUCAAGUUUCAGUUUUUAAUGCUAGAUCCUAAAGAGUCUUGAAAAUGUCUGACAUCUAUUUCCUUACCAAGUCAAGUGAAUGUACACAUCUCAGCCUUUGAGAAUUAAGGUCUAUUAUUAAGCAGUUUAUCUUUGUGUUAAUCCUUCUGGAGAAAAAUAAGGAUUUGAUCAGAAAACACUUUUUUAGGAAGGAAGGACUGUACAAGUUUCUAGAAACUGGUUGGUUCACAUGAACUUUUUGACUU